UUCAAAGAUGCCAUGAAACUAGAUAACAAAACUUCAUGUCUAUAUAUUCGAUCAACUUUUGCAAAUCAGUCACUACUCACAUCUAGCUCCAAAUUCAUCAACCCUUUCUUCAUGGAUCUGCAACUCUCGUCCUUCCUGAUCCUUUCGAGCAUCAUUUUAUUUAUUUUAAUGGUGCUGAAGAUGGUUAUGAAACCUAAAUCACAUUCAAAUCUGCCUCCGGGGCCGUGGAAGCUACCUUUCAUUGGAAACUUACAUCAAUCAGUACUGAAGCUACCACAUCGAGCGCUACGAGACUUGGCCAAAAAGCAUGGACCAUUGAUGCACCUUCAUGUUGGGGAGGUACCAACAUUGGUUGUUUCUUCGGCAGAGUACGCAAAAGAGGUAAUGAAAACUCAGGACCUUAUUUUUGCUUCGAGGCCUCCUCUAAACGCUGUGAAAGUCAUUACUUAUGAUUACACUGACAUAGCCUUUGCACCCUAUGGUGAUUAUUGGAGGCAACUAAGGAAAAUUUGCACACUAGAGCUUUUGAGCUCGAAACGUGUCCAGUCAUUUAGGCUAAUAAGAGAGCAAAAUAUGUCGAAUUUCAUCGAAUGGAUUGAUUCAAACUCAGGCUCAUCGAUCAAUCUGACAGAAAAAUUGUACUCAACAACAUAUACCUUACUUUCAGAGAUGAUAUUUGGUAGGACAUAUGGUGGACAAGAAGAAUUCAUAUCAUAUGCUAUGAAAACCCUAAAGUUAGCAGGAGGAUUCAAUAUCUUGGAUAUGUUUCCUUCUAUGAAAUUGCUUCAUCAAAUUACUGGAGAAAACUCAAAACUUGAGAAGUUACAUGAACAAAGUGAAGAGAUUGUUGGAAACAUUAUCAACCAACACAUUAAGGAUUCGAAAACCAGAAAACUCGAUGCAGAGGAAGAUCUACUCGAUGUUCUCUUGAAAUUUCAUGAGGAGGGUGACUUUCCAUUAACCAUCAACAAUAUCAAAUCAGUAAUUAAGGACAUGUUUGGUGCUGGAAGUGAAACAUCAGCGACGGUCGUUGAUUGGGCUAUUGCAGAAAUGAUGAAAAAUCCAAGAGUAAUGAAGAAGGCACAAGCCGAGGUGAGACAGGUUUUCGAUAGUAGAGGAAUUGUCGAUGAAAAGGGCAUUCCUGAUCUAAACUAUUUGAAGUUAGUCAUCAAAGAAACUCUAAGAGUACACCCUCCAGCUCCCUUAUUGCUUCCAAGAGAAAACUUAGAGAGUGUUGUGAUUGAUGGAUACGAGAUACCUGUUAAGACCAAAGUGAUUGUUAAUGGAUGGGCUAUUGGAAGAGAUCCCAAGUAUUGGACUGACCCGGAAACCUUUUACCCAGAAAGAUUCUUGGAAAAUUCAGUCGAUUUCAAGGGGACUAAUUUUGAGUACAUACCAUUUGGUGCUGGAAGGAGAAUGAUAUGUCCUGGCAUGACGUUUGGUCUUGCUAAUGUUGAGCUUUCGCUCUCACAGUUGUUGUACUAUUUUGACUGGAAACUUCCCAAUGAAAUGAACCCUGAAGAUCUCACCAUGACCGAAGAGUUCGGUAUAACAAUUAGAAGAAGAGAUGAUCUCUACAUAAUCCCAAUUCCUUAUCACCCUUCACCUAGUCACUAAACCUUCAAAGCCAAUGUUUGACCUUAAUUUCUUUCAUGAGGAUUCAUAAGUAGUUUGUAUCAGUUCAUAUAUGGUUUGUUGUGUCAA
This is a messenger RNA of Tripterygium wilfordii, 1704 nucleotides long. RefSeq names its product cytochrome P450 71D9-like. Gene Ontology annotation, molecular function: oxidoreductase activity, acting on paired donors, with incorporation or reduction of molecular oxygen; monooxygenase activity; heme binding. The transcript is spliced from 3 exons. Lineage: Eukaryota; Viridiplantae; Streptophyta; Magnoliopsida; Celastrales; Celastraceae. Bases 13 to 1617 code for a protein of 534 amino acids. The record is from RefSeq and is a predicted model, not a curated record.